UUGGGAGACUGCUUCUUGAGAGGUUAGAACCAAUGAGGAAGAAUAUGUGACUUUCCUCUUGGUUUCCAUUUUGCACAGGCAUCUUCUCGAUAUAACCCAACAUCUCCACCUUCUUCUUUGUCCAAUCUCCUUCCUCAGUCGACCUUUGCAUCUCUCUCUCUCUCUCUCUUUCUGUUAAUUUAUAGAUUGACAUGGAACAUAAGGACCAGUACCAGAAGGCCCUAAUGGCAAAGUACGAGUGUCUUCUCUUUGAUCUUGACGACACUCUUUAUCCCCUGAGUUCUGGUUUGUCAAAAGCAUGCACCAAGAAUAUUGAAGAUUACAUGGUUCAGAAACUUGGCGUAGAGGAAAAGCAAGUCCCUGAGAUGAAUCAUGUACUGUACAAGAAUUAUGGAACAACACUGGCGGGUCUAAAGGCAAUUGGUUUCAACUUCGAUUAUGAUGACUAUCAUAGUUUUGUUCAUGGGAGAUUACCGUAUGAAAUACUAAAACCUGACCAUGUUCUGAGGAGUUCGUUGCUUAGCUUGCCUAUUCGGAAAGUUAUUUUCUCAAAUGCGAAUAAGGCCCAUGUCGCCAAAACUCUCAGCAAGCUUGGAUUGGAUGAGUGUUUCGACGUGAUUGUAUGCUUUGAGACUCUGAACCCGACCACCAACGAGAAGAUCAAUGAAUGCCAUAAUAUCAUUGACGUUCCUUCAGAUCAAUCCAAGAAUGCUGAGUCGGAGCUUCCGAAGACUCCAAUCAUCUGCAAACCAUUCGAAAAUGCAUUUGAACUUGCAUUCAAUAAAGCCAACAUCAAUCCUCAAAGAACACUCUUCUUCGAUGACAGUAUCCGAAACAUACAAACUGGGAAGCUUAUGGGCCUUGACACCGUUCUGGUGGGAGCAUCUCAACGAGUAGAUGGUGCAGAUUAUGCUUUAGAAAGCAUACACAAUAUUAAAGAAGCAUUGCCUGUGCUCUGGGAAGAUCAAGCCAUUGAUGAAGAUCAUCAGUCAGGAAGCAUCGUUUAUCCAAGAAACAAUACAAUCGAGACACCUGUAAAAGCCUAGCUAGCUAGCUAGCAUUUGAAUACAUAUAUAGUUUGUGUGGAUAAUAUCAUCCGAAUAAAGUAGUAUAUCUGUUUAAGCAUUUCAGCAUAUAAUAUAGCUGUAUAUGUAUCUUUGAAUGUGAGCAUCACGUGGUCGAUGAAUUUGUUAAUUAA
Messenger RNA from Juglans regia (Persian walnut), 1198 nucleotides. RefSeq lists its product as uncharacterized. The transcript is spliced from 9 exons. NCBI's taxonomy places the organism in Eukaryota, Viridiplantae, Streptophyta, Magnoliopsida, Fagales, Juglandaceae. The coding region runs from base 192 to 1046 and encodes 284 amino acids. The record is from RefSeq and is a predicted model, not a curated record.